Molecule: messenger RNA, 579 nt
Organism: Peronospora matthiolae
Lineage: Eukaryota; Oomycota; Peronosporomycetes; Peronosporales; Peronosporaceae
Source: the annotation of a GenBank genome assembly
AUGGCACAAGAUAUCAAGCACUAUGGUGAAGAGGUCAAGAUCAAGCAUCAUCAAGAGUGGAAAACCGCCAUGACUGAAGAACUGGAUACAUUGAAAGCAAACGACGUCCAGACGAUUGUUGUACCACCCAAGGAUGCGCACGUGCUACACAACGAGUGGGUGUACAAGCCAACAACGGAUGCUUACGGGGACAUUGAGAGGUACAAGGCUCGUCUAGUCGUUUGCGGAAAUAAACAAGUCUUCGGGAUCGACUACAACCUUACCUCCGCAGCAGUGAUGGACUUGAGUACGGUGAAGAUAAUCCUGAUGCUCUCAAGACGCUGGAAGGUACCGGCUCGACACAUAGAUGUACCGAACGCAUGCGUCAAGGCCGAAAAGGAGGAGCAUCUGGACAUCUACAUAAGUAUGCCCAAACGGAUGAUCAUGGACGAAGAGGAGCUCAAGAGUCUAGGAACAAAGUCGACAUACAGCUUGGCACUACUGCUGAAGAGUCGCUAUACGGACUCAAGCAGGCUGGAAGACUCUGGAGCAAGCUGCUUGAUUCUUAGUUUCGACAGAGUGGUUUUAGACUGUGCAUGA